AUGACAUACGUCCCAAAAAGAAAUGUAUCCUAUGAAGCUGAAUUUAGACAAACAUUCCCAGGCGAUAGAGCAUCAAAAAAAGCAAUUACAAAAUGGCGAUUUCGACGUACGAAACCAAUUGUGACUGCUCUAGAUUAUUUUGGUAAACAACAGAAUUUAUCAAACAGUAAAUUAAAACAAUCUCAACUAGGUGCGAGUGAAGAAAUUCAAGAUGAUCUUUCAGAUGAUAUUCAAAGCAUGGAUCAACCAUUAUCUGCAAGAAAAAGAUUUGUACAUGAUCAAUUCCAAAAUGCAUUAUGGUAG
Messenger RNA from Didymodactylos carnosus, 303 nucleotides. The record is from the annotation of a GenBank genome assembly. NCBI's taxonomy places the organism in Eukaryota, Metazoa, Rotifera, Eurotatoria, Philodinida, Philodinidae.